AUGUCAACUCAAAGUCAAUCAUUUCCUGGGGCACGGCAGCGCACAUUUGGCGUUGAACUCGAGAUUGUUGUACCGUGGUUGUGGGAGGGAGAACCUGAUCCUAAUGAAGAGCUUGCGAGUCAGCUACCUCCAAUCCUUAGACUCCCUCUAGAUCUGAAGGAAGCGUAUGAAAGCCGUAUCAUUUCAGAGAAUGACAAGGUUCUGAGGUCAGUUUAUGACUUGUUUACCGACAUACUUGGAACACAUGGGAUACCUGCCGAUAUUAAAGAUAUCCCUACUAUUUCUAGUACCGACUCAAGUUUCCUAUCUGACUCUAUGGCAGGUGUCUCUAUCCUUAGCCUGGAUGAUUAUAAUAAGUGGGGAGUUAAAAGAGACGAUACCGUCAGCGGUUUUGGAGGAGGAUAUAAGUGGUAUGGUAUAGAGAUUGUGUCCUCAGCUGAAAGAGCGUCCACCGAAUCAUUCCAUCUAAUCCGUUACGCUCUAAAUGUACUAAAAUCAAGCUUUAGGAUUGCCGCGAAUCCUUCGUGUGGAAUGCACGUCCACGUGGGGGAUGGUUCUGAAUUGAUGCCGCUAGACCAUGUAAGACGUGUCGCUGGGUUAUUUUGGGCCGCUGAUCCUCUACUCGCUUGCAUACAUCCCCCACAUAGGAGAGUCGCAUAUUACUCUCAGAGCAUUCGAGAACGGAGUAAUCUUGCCAAAGGUGCAAAGGCGAGUCAGAAGGACAAUAACGAACUCAGCCUCGGGUGCUGCGAUGUUUACAUCGGAGGUCGAGUGAGACACGGGGAGUCACCUAUAAGCUGGAGAGAGGAAAAUCACAGAAAACGCCACCUCAUAGGAUAUGGAGAGACUCGACAGCGAGGUCACUUCGAACCGUUCUUCAUGAAGGAUCCUAAUGACGAACUGAAGGUCAAAAAUGCUAAAAUACUUCCCUUGUCAUCAUAUCGUAUUGCGUCUGAUGAAAAUUUGGGAGUCGACAUUCAAGUUGAGGAGUACGCUACUAGUAAGAACAACUGGGAUGCUGUACCAAACACGCCGUAUGUAUCAACGCGGAACCGCGAGACCCCUCGUUACGCAUAUCCCGUAUACAAUCCGAAAGAAAUUGGUAGCACUGAGUUUUCACAUCUAGAAGCGAAAGCAGCCGAGGAUAUUGGAAUCUUUCUAGGCGCCCGAGAGAUAUUUACCUGCUUAACCUCAUGUACUAUAGAGUGGCUGCUACGUGCUGGCGAAAGACCUAAUUAUAACCUCAGCCCAUACGCGUGCUACCGUCUUGAGAAUCGCGGGUCACGUCCAGGCACUAUCGAAUUUCGUGAAGCUGCGGGUACGGUCGAUGGAGGAUGGGCGGAAACAUGGGCAAGAAUAUGUGUGGGCCUUACUCAUUUUGCUAUCCACGCCCCCGUAGAAGACUACUUGUCCGUCCUCUACCAUAUCCAUCGUGCGGCUUCCGAAAGAGCUCCGUAUGACGUUCUAGACCUCCUAGAUGAUGCAGGCCUGUUUGCAGAGGCUGCGAUCGUCGAGAAAAGACUCCUCCAAAAUAAAGAAGAAUGGGGAUUGAAAUUUAUGCCCAAUUUGGAAGACAGCGAUUUUCCAGACACACUAUUUAGCAGCUGA
This is a messenger RNA of Annulohypoxylon truncatum, 1608 nucleotides long. RefSeq lists its product as uncharacterized. The record is from RefSeq and is a predicted model, not a curated record. Bases 1 to 1608 code for a protein of 535 amino acids. The transcript has a single exon. Lineage: Eukaryota; Fungi; Ascomycota; Sordariomycetes; Xylariales; Hypoxylaceae.